AAGUGUACCUUCCGGGAUCGUGCCUAUUUCCGGAAGGUUUCCUGAGCAUCCAAAACAACCACUUAAGAGUAGAGUCGCGGCAGUGUACCUGCAGGUAGGUCAGGACUGUCCUGCUUGUACUGACUCUGGGAGCGCUCCCUUGUUCAUUGGACACUUGUCAGGAAAAGAGAUUUUUCUCAGAAAUUGAAAGUAUCUACCUUAGAAGCUAUUUUCUGCUUUGGCCCUCUUUUUUGCUCCAGUUAGGUUUCCCAUCCUUUGUUACCUCAGUAUCUGAAAUAAUCAGAGAAUAUUCUGUAUAUUCUGUAGCCUGCACUGGAUAGCAGUGAGCCUCAAGUUCGUUUAGGUCGUCUCUACCUGUUCAGCUUCAGUGAGGACGACACAGCUAAACCUCUGCUUGAGGUCCAAAGAAGGGAUUCUUCUGCUGUCCUGGACAUGAAAUGGUGCCAUAUCCCAGUCUCUGGCCAUGUGCUUUUAGGCUUGGCAAAUGCCAGUGGAUCUGUAGGGCUGCUCCGCCUGAUGGAAUGUGAGUAGAAGAGCAGUUUUACUCUGCAGCCAGUAUCCAGCCUCACCCUGGAUGAGAGUAGUCUGUCCUUGUCACUGGAUUGGUCCACUGGGAAAUCUGUCAGGGCCAGAGAACAGCCCUUGAAGAUCAUUAGCAGUGAUUCUAAGGGGCAGUUGCACCUCCUGAUGGUGAAUGAGGGCACAGCUGAACUACAGCUAGUGGCAUCUUGGCCAGCCCAUCACUUUGAGGCCUGGAUUGCUGCUUUCAAUUACUGGCAGACAGAACUCGUGUAUUCAGGGGGAGAUGACUGCCUUCUGAGAGGCUGGGAUACUAGGAUGCUGGGCACACCUGUCUUCACUAGCAAAAGACACUCCAUGGGUGUGUGCAGUAUCCAGAGCAGCCCCCAUCAGGAGCAUAUACUGGCGACUGGGAGCUAUGAUGAGCAUGUUCUGCUGUGGGACACUCGAAACAUAAGACAGCCAUUGGCCGAUGUACCAGUGCAAGGAGGUGUGUGGAGGCUCAGGUGGCACCCAGUUCACCACCAUCUACUCCUGGCGGCCUGCAUGCACAAUGGCUUCAAGAUUCUCAACUGCCAGAAGGCCAUUGAGGAGAAGCAGGACAUAACUGUUUUAACAUCCCACAAAAUGCCUAACUCAUUAGUGUAUGGGGCUGACUGGUCCUGGCUUUUCUAUUCCAUGAAGCCCAAUCCUACCUGGUCCUUUGAUCAGAAUGACAUGGGAGUCAAAGCAGCAGACCACUCUAGCCUAAAGGUCACAAAGGAGCCACCAAUACAUUCUCAGGAGCAAACCGUGGAUCACCAAGUGGAAGACCCCGCUAGAGCUCACACCAGAGCUGAAUUGAAGGCUUCUCUCCUUCCAUUAGCAGAGGACAUGAAAAACAGCAAAGACUCCUCCUCAUCCUCAGUCAAGACGCAUGAUCUUAGCCACUGCUCUAGCGGACGGAACUGUGACAAUAGCCUCCUGGCCACCUGCUCCUUUUAUGACCAUGUUCUCCAUCUUUGGAAGUGGGAGACGAAGCAAGCUUGCACUCUUUGCAGUGACACUGGAUGUGAUUUGGGGAGUGCCGACCAUUGAGAACGGACUCUGAUGCUGUUUUGGCAGUGAAUGGGAUUUUCCAGCUCUACAACUAAGUGUCCUGGGUAUAUUUUGACUUUCAGCUCUUCAUUUGUAUUAAGUCCCUGCUUAUAUUAAUUAAAUAACUUCUAUUUUUUUUAAUUUUUAAAAAUCUGUAAUUAUGUGUAUGCAUCUGUCUGUG
Messenger RNA from Mus pahari (shrew mouse), 1777 nucleotides. RefSeq names its product diphthamide biosynthesis 7 (gene Dph7). The transcript has 8 exons. The record is from RefSeq and is a predicted model, not a curated record. The coding region runs from base 688 to 1596 and encodes 302 amino acids. Gene Ontology annotation, molecular function: protein binding. NCBI's taxonomy places the organism in Eukaryota, Metazoa, Chordata, Mammalia, Rodentia, Muridae.